GUGCCACAAACAAAUACGGCAAGCGCGUUGCUUACUAUGCAUGAGAUUUCCUCUUUCGGUCCGCCAGUGGUUACAUGUUACGAUGCGCCGCUAAGCAUUCACUAAAUGCUAACCGCACCCUUCUUCGCGACUGUGGUGGAAGCAAGCGUACAUCGGAGCAGUGGCGAACCAGCAAAUCGUGGAAUGGCACUGUACAUGCUGGAACCCAGAGGUGCUGUUUGCUGCCACCAGGUCACGCCAAACGCUCUUCUCAACCUAGCGACAAGCGACAAGUGCAUCUCUAUAGAAUCAGUCUUGAGUGAAGGCUGCAUAGCGCCCGUAGUGCCCGUCUUUACCACCCAUCGUGCCUGACUGAAGUGAUGCCAUUUACACACACGCAUCUGCAUCUUGGUCCAAGAGCCAGCUGUCAUCUGACAUGCACUCACGAUGCCGUGCCUUAUGGUUCACACAAACGGCUUGUUACUUUCCACCCCAGCAAAAGUAGAGGACUCGUACCUACUUCGACACCCGUCGCUCUUCACUCUAUGCCUUGCGCAGCGAAUACACAACCAAAUCUUCACAAGCACCACUUCACGCACGCCAUCAUUCCCCCUUCAAGCCCUUCCAAGCCCUCUCUUCACACUCCCACCCUCAUGUCCUCUGCAGAACCUCGCUCAAAACUCCCUACUCCCGGAAAGACUAUCCUCAACAUCGUUACCAAGCACCAAGGAGCAGCACCGCCUACCACAACCAUGCCCACCCUCAAAGCAAACCCCAGCCCCACCACCCCCAUCCUCCUCCGCCACCGCUGGCGCUGCUGCCACCCCUCUUGCACCCACCUAAACACAUCCACCACCCCCGUCCACUUCGCGCCCUACUUCUCGCCCACUGAAAACGCCCCCAUCAGAGCCCCCGGCUACUACGGCCAGAAAUGCGCUUCCUGCGCCCACCCCGCGUGCGAGGUGUGCUGCUUUCUCGAGGUGAGCAGGGUGGAUGGGAAGAGUGCGGCGAGUGCGGCUGGGGAGCGGAGUCCGUGGGUGGAGAUUGGGUGCUGGGGUCGGAGAGAGGACUUUCCGGCCGGUGAGGUGGUGGGGUUGAGGAGCACAGAUGAGUUGCCGCCGGCGUCAAAGAGGGGACUGAGCGAGGCGUGGAGGAAGAAUGGGAGGCGGGAUGCGUGA
Paraphaeosphaeria sporulosa is the source of this 1157-nucleotide messenger RNA. RefSeq lists its product as uncharacterized. NCBI's taxonomy places the organism in Eukaryota, Fungi, Ascomycota, Dothideomycetes, Pleosporales, Didymosphaeriaceae. The record is from RefSeq and is a predicted model, not a curated record. The transcript has 2 exons. The coding region runs from base 360 to 1157 and encodes 265 amino acids.